Molecule: messenger RNA, 1521 nt
Organism: Hyposmocoma kahamanoa
Lineage: Eukaryota; Metazoa; Arthropoda; Insecta; Lepidoptera; Cosmopterigidae
Product: methyltransferase-like protein 17, mitochondrial
Exons: 3
Coding region: 101-1441 (446 amino acids)
Biological process (GO): translation
Cellular component (GO): mitochondrial small ribosomal subunit
Molecular function (GO): methyltransferase activity; structural constituent of ribosome
Source: RefSeq, a predicted model, not a curated record
GGCUCAAAAACUAAAUCAUUCUAAGUCACUGUACAAACACUACUCAUAAUGUCACAUUGACAUAAGCAUACACAUUUUGAGGUUAUAUUAAACCACAACAAUGUUUCGUCGGAUAAAACUAUCACAAUUCUCGGUUUUCUCUCAAAACUAUACUACAAAAGUGGAACUCGAUGCUAGUUUGAAAGAAAACUUUGAUGCUAAAGUGUAUAAACCGCGAAAACAUCCAGGAACUACGCGUAUUAAGUUAGCCGCCAUACCACCAGAUAUACAAAAAGCUAUAAAGAUAAUCCUAGACGAUUCUAACGCCAACUCUCUAUACCAGGAUAGUUUAAAGCUAGGGAACUACCUCCGCUCGAGAUUGCUGCCGCCUGAAGAGGGUGAUAUUGAUAAAAAAGCCGCGAAAAUAUACGAUAGUGUGUCAAAGAGGGUAUACUCGAAAAUAACAAAAGAACUAACACAGCAAGAACAAGAAGACGUGAACAAGAAAAUUAAAACAUCUGUAUUCAACAUUCUAAAAAAGAAUAUUUACUCAUGGGCCAACAUUGCAUACGACAAAUCAACAAGUCUGCAGUACUUAAUGGUGAGAGCUGCUCCAGAUUACGCAAUACUGUUACGUGUUCUGGAUGAGAUUAAGAAGAAAUAUCCAGAUUAUAAGCCAAGAAGUUUCUUUGAUUUUGGUUCUGGUGUUGGGACCGGAACAUGGGCAGUAAACACAUUUUGGCAAAAUGAAAUAUAUGAAUACUUUUGCGUGGAUACAUCACCUGCAAUGCACGACCUGGCCCGUCUCAUCCUUUGCCACGGUAAAGAAAACCUAGAAAUGCCCCUAAAAGGUUAUUUCCAACGGCAAUUCCUGCCUGCUUCAACAGAUUUGAAAUAUAACAUAGUGUUGUCAGCAUUUUCACUAUUUGAAUUACCAAAUAUGAAGUCAAGAUUGGAAACUAUACAAAAGUUAUGGAACAAGACAGAAGAUUUCUUAGUAGUCAUUGAGAACGGAUCAAAUUCUGGUUUUCAAAUAGUCAAUGAAGCUAGAGAGUUUGUACUAAAUCUACCCGAGGGGAAAAACAAUGGUUAUGCUUUCUCACCAUGCCCAAAUGACAGUGUAUGUCCAAGAUAUUUAGAACAUAAAACACCAUGCAAUUUCCUUAUGAAAUAUGAGACUUUACCAUACAUUGCAAAGGAUGUACAAGCUGAGAUAUUUUCUUAUGUUAUUUUAAAGAAAGGAAAACGACCCGUGGACGACCCACAAUGGCCUAGAAUAGUACGAGCCCCUAUAGUUAGAUCUGGUCAUACAAUUUGUAGAUUAUGUACAAAGCAUGGUGAGUUAAAAGAAAUGAUAUUUUCGAAAGGAAAAUACGAUCAGACAACAUAUAGAUGUGCUCGAUCUAGUAAUUGGGGCGAUUCUUUACCCAUCAGAGAUUGUGAGAAUUUGAAAUCAAUAUAGAUUAUUUAUAAUAUUAUAUUUCUUUUUAUCUACAAAUUGAUCCUAACAGACGUGAAUCUUUAAACUUUUCAUUAUAGUUU